Messenger RNA from Prunus avium (sweet cherry), 1404 nucleotides. Its product is annotated as Vacuolar protein sorting 55 (VPS55) family protein. Gene Ontology annotation, cellular component: endosome. The record is from RefSeq and is a predicted model, not a curated record. Lineage: Eukaryota; Viridiplantae; Streptophyta; Magnoliopsida; Rosales; Rosaceae. Gene Ontology annotation, biological process: late endosome to vacuole transport via multivesicular body sorting pathway.
UGCACUGUGUUUCCCUUUUUUCUUUUUUUCUUCUCUUCAUGUAUCUCAAAUCUUCGAUUCUUUUCAAAUCAAUUUUGGUUUUGGCUGGGCGACGAAAUUUUUUUGCAGAAUUUCGUUGAAUAAUAUCAAAAAACUGAGAUAAGCCUUUUCUCUUGUUCCAAUUCCCCGCUGCAAAAAUUGGAGAACUGGAAUCGUGUGGGCUUGAGAGCUGAACAUUCUGGAAUUGUGCUCAAUUAAUUAGGGUUUUGUGUAGUUGAUCUUUUUUAGUACAAAUUACAAUCAUAUUUUAUGAUUUCAAACACCCCAGUUUGAAUGCUUAUCUUAAUCAGAACUUUUUUUUAUAAAUAAAAACUUAAAAUUCUAUGUAUAUUUCCAAUAUGAUAUCUUAUAAGAAAUGGUUUUUUUUUUGGGUCAAAAAUAAGAAAUGGUUAAUCGUAUCAAUUUGAUUUUAGUGGCAACUUACUUUUCGGUAACGUUAAUUGGGGAGCUCGAAUUUCAUGCAUGGUUGCUAUAUGUAAAUUGGGGGCAUUAGUUCACAGAUUGUGAAAGGGUUGCGUUGUAUGCGUCGAGCAUGAAUUCCUGUGACUAUAUAUAAGAUAAGUUAUGUAAUUGUGUUUAUUAUUGAACCUUCAGUCAUAUUUUGAUGGCAUUGAUUACUAACCCUUUUUGUUUUUGGUGCAUUGUUGCUCUGCGUGUUGUUGACCGGUCGUGUUCUUUGCAGUGCUUGCAGGACUUGCUUUUAUGUUUUCAGCAAGCAUCUUGCUACAGAUCCUGGCUUGUGCAUUAUACAACAAUUGGUGGCCGAUGUUAUCUGCUCUCAUGUACGUGCUCGUACCCAUGCCUUGCUUAUUCUUUGGUGGUGGUUCUACUCAGUUUUUGCUUAGCAGGGAAAGUGAUGGGUGGGUAAAUGCUGCUAAAUUUUUGACUGGAGCAUCAACUGUGGGGAGCAUAGCCAUUCCCAUUAUCCUUAGGCACGCUCAUUUGAUUGAGACAUCUGCUAUGUGGAUCGAAUUCUUUUCAUUCCUCAUAUUUGUCUGCACUGUCUUGUGCUUUCACCGUGCCAGCCUCGAAGAUGAGUGGUGAUGAACAUAAAAAACCUAGCUUCUUAUCUACUACUGACUGGCAAUCAUUGGGGCCAACAAUUAUGUAAUGUAAACAACUGCAUGAAGUGUGAUAUGCAUACAAUGGAAAAGGAAUAGAGACUCUUCCCUUUUGUAAAUGUGUUCUAUAUCUAAUGUUCAAAGACAAUUUAUUUUUAUCAGUUUGUAAUAUGUUCAAAGGCAUCUUGAUUAAUUUGCCCCUUUAACCGAUUUGGGCAGGACAUUAGGUUUCUGGUUAAUGUGGGAUUGCUUCUGUGUGAUAGUGGUAUUUGCUAUGUAAUAUAAUUUAACUAGAAUUUUGAUC